AAAACGAAACUCAAUAUGUUCCUCUGAAUGACUUGAGACCGGGUCAGGCACCAUUUGAUGUCUGUAACUCAUCGCUUUCCGAGUUUGGAACUUUGGGAUUUGAACUUGGUUACUCACUGGUCAAUCCUAAUUCUCUUAUCUUAUGGGAAGCACAAUUUGGAGACUUUGCCAAUAAUGCUCAAUGUAUAAUUGAUCAAUUUAUUGCUACUGGUGAAAAGAAGUGGCAUCAACGAACAGGAUUGGUAACGUUACUUCCACAUGGUUAUGAUGGACAAGGUCCCGAACAUUCUAGUGGUCGAAUUGAACGUUUCCUUCAACUUUGUGAUGAUCAUCCUUUUAUUUAUCCUUCGCCAGAAAAAAUGGCACGUCAGCAUCAAGAAUGUAAUAUGCAAGUUGUAUAUUGUUCUACACCUGCAAACUAUUUCCACGUUUUGAGGAGGCAAAUUUAUCGCGACUUUAGAAAACCACUUGUUGUUUUUACAUCGAAGAGCCUUCUUCGACAUCCAAUGUCUCGGUCUAGCCUUAUUGAGAUGACUGGCAAUACAAUAUUCCAACGAUACAUACCGGAACCUCACCCAGAUCAACUUGCCUCUCCAGAAAAAAUAACGCGACAUAUUUUAUGCUCUGGACAAGUUUAUUAUACCCUUUUGAAGGCUCGUGAUUUAAAUAAGAUAGAUAACGUUGCUAUUUCUAGACUUGAACAAUUAAGUCCAUUUCCACAUGACUUGUUAUCAAAACAUAUCGAUAAAUACCCAAAUGCUAAAUUAAUAUGGGCUCAGGAAGAACCUUUGAAUCAAGGUGCAUGGACAUAUGUAGCACCCAGGAUAGGAACACUUAUGAAUCAUUCUGAACAUUAUGGAGGUAAAACUGCUGAGUUUGCAACCCGUCCACCAUUAGCGUCUCCUGCAACUGGUAACAAGAAACAACAUAUUCAAGAAGAACACGAUUUAUUAUCACAGGCUCUUAUCGGUCAGACAUUAAAACCACGAGAAGUUGUUAAUGGGAUACCUUUAUGGAUAUAA
This is a messenger RNA of Dentiscutata erythropus, 1022 nucleotides long. The record is from the annotation of a GenBank genome assembly. Lineage: Eukaryota; Fungi; Glomeromycota; Glomeromycetes; Diversisporales; Gigasporaceae.